Messenger RNA from Bursaphelenchus xylophilus (pine wood nematode), 2949 nucleotides. NCBI's taxonomy places the organism in Eukaryota, Metazoa, Nematoda, Chromadorea, Rhabditida, Aphelenchoididae. The record is from the annotation of a GenBank genome assembly.
AUGGGCUCCAGCAAGGCGGCGUGGCUGACUGGGUUCUUCAUAUUACAAAUUUGUGGAUUCACUUGUCUUUUACUGGCAUUGGUGACUCCAAGUUGGCAAUAUGUUUAUCUAGAGGUUUGUUCUAGCUUUUUGGUUUCUGUAAAUUUGAUCUUCGAAUCAUUUAUCAGUAUAACCGUUUUAUUUUUGAUGACGUUGUAUCAAAUAAUUUUUUUUAGGAUGGCCGAACUGAACAUCAACAUGGCCUUUGGCUAGAUUGUAAACGUGAUUAUUCGAAUGAAUACGGCAGACCCCGUGAUUACUAUGAGACAUUGUAUAGGUAAGCAUCUGAUAACGCGUUCUGAGUCCUUGAUUGAUGACAUCUCCGUUUUAUUUGGAUUUAUUCCUCGCGAGAAGCCUCGUUUUCCAGAAAACGACCUUGAAUUCUUCUCUUCGAUCGAGGCGACUGGUCACUCUAAUAAAAUAAUGCCCAAUUUUUCAGAAGGGACCAUCUUCAAGGUCCAUUCGAUCAGUUCUGGCUCCCGGCGCUCCAAUGUGUUUACAAAUUCGAUUAUUGGCUGGACGAAGAAGACUGGUUUGAGCAUGGCUACGAUGAGAAUCGACUUCAAGGUGAUGCCUAUCAGCAUUUAUUUAUUGGUAAGUGUUUCAUUUUAUGUUCCUUUUUUAGUCAGUAAUCAAUCCGAGCUAAUUGUCAUCGCACAUGUCACGUUGCGUAAUCAUUCCUUUCAGGCUGGAAGAUCGCUGCUUUGACCGCCAUUUCUUUUGCCACUGUUCUCUCUCUGGCAGGGGUGAUUGUUUUAUUUUGGGCCUUCUGUCAUCGUACAUUGGUGUGUGUCACUGCCGUCCUUGUCGUUCUUUCCCUUUUCGGCUGUUCCAUCGGGAAUACCGUAUUUUAUUUCUUUGCCAACUAUCAGGACAAUAAUAUAAUCAAAGAAGAGGAUGGUAUCUACCAGCAAUGGUUCGGAUGGUCGUUUUAUUCAUCAGUUAUGGCCAACAUCUUCCUUUUCCUUGCAUCUUUUGUUGGAUGUUUCUCCACAAAAGCGACUUUAGGAAAGAAAAAGGCUCAACUUGUGAAAAUCGAGCUUCCCGAGGAAGACGACGAACGAUUGAUUAGACAGCUAGACAGUGUGGAAAACAAAUUUAAGCGGUCCAAGUCCGCCAUCUACAAGAUUGACUCCAAAGAAUUAAGAAAAUGGGAAAAAGAACAAAUGAAGAUCAUGCAAAAGGUAAGGCAUAAAAAUGGUGGAUUUUAUUCAAUAAAAUAUUACUCCUCUUCAGACGGCAUUCAAGAGAGCUAAUUCGAUGCCAAACAUAAAAAAGAUGGUGUCAAAACCGAGCUUGAAUUUGAUGUCGUCUACAUCAGAUAUCUCCAAGGCCGUCACCGAGCCAGCAACCGCCCCAAGGGUCAAUUUCUUUGAUUUGCCACACAAGGAGGAUGAUGAUGAUCUGAUUUAUGAAUAUGUGGAAGCAAACACUGUAUCAUUGAACUCAGACCGAACGUACAACAGCGGGUAAGAGUAGCUGGAGUAAUUAUAUUUUUUCUUAGCCCUCCUUUACCCAAGAGACCAACAACAUCCACAAAGUUGCCUGUGUAUGAUAGUGUGUUUGAUAACGCAGAAGAAGAGGAAUACCUUAAACCAAGGAGUGUUGCGUCAACCCCGGUGGGAAUAACUCCUCGUCCAGCACCGCUAAGAGGUAAAGAGUAUCAUCUACAGUAUUACAGUAUCUUUUUUCAGAAGUCCUAAGUCGCCAUGACAUUGAGAAACAUUUCGAACAGAGAACACUCCAUGCCGUCACUUCCAUGCCAUUCCAAAACAUCAAAAAGGCUGAUUCUACAGUUAUUGAAGGCAAACCAGUAAUAGCCCCAAAACCGGUAAGUUUAAGCUAAUAAAAAUAUUGUAUAACUACAGGGUGGGCCACUAUUUAGAUUUGAUCCUAGCUCGCGCUUUGCAGAAAAGAUUUUUAGAUCGACAGUCGGCAAAAAUUUGACACUUUAUGCCGAAUUUCGGCACGAAAAGUAUUGUGCCUCCUUCUACCGUAGAGAGUAAUACUCACACAAAAAAAUUUUUUUCGCACGAAACUAGCAAAAUUAUAGGCAAAAAGUGUUUUUCUUUCUGGCCGCUCUCUGCGUUUAGCGUACGAUGUAAAACAAAGAAAAUUUCACCCAAGAACUCGAAUUUUUCAAAACUUUGGGAAGGCAUACUAGUCCGUUCGUAAAGUCGCUGGAAUGUUUUCGGCGACAUGCACCCCGCGAAAUCGAAAGUUCACUUUGCACUGUGCAAAUUUUGGCUUUUUGCACAGUGCAAUAGGCUUUUUUGGGCUGUCGCCCGCACUCUGAGUUUUCGUGCACAGUGCGCGUCGCCGAAAUCAUUCCAGCGACUUUACGAACGGACUAGUAGAAAGGUCACUUUGAAACAAUUUUUUUUGAAAUUCAAUGGGUUGAAAAUGGCUGAUCUCAGGUCCAGAAAAAUCUAAUAUAAGAAGUUUUGAGUAACAAGAUUUUUUUUUAAUUAAAAAUUUUUUUUCUAGGCCCUACGGAGUUCUUUGAGGCAUUCAAAAGUACCUCCUACGUCUCAGCCUUCAGUUCAGAUAAAUACUUUUGCAUAUCGUGAUGAAGAGGGAAGGAUUCGGUGAGUAGUCACUCUCAAAUUAAGUUGUUUUAGAUCCCUUACUAACCUCAAUCUCUCUGUGGAACCAUCUGAAUCAUCAAGAACGUCAAGAGCGUUGUCCGAGAUCGGCCAACAAAGAUCUCAGCCAAAUAAUGGUCUUAAGGAGACCAACUUUGGAGUAGGGUAUGCACCAUCAGAGAAUGAUAGAUCGGUUGGAUCUAUGACUUAUCGGUUGGGGGACUCCCAGUUCGAUGCUGAAGACGACCGUUCCACAGUUUCGACUUCAAUUUCGGGUGGAUCGACCACCUUUAAAGCAUCCAGGAAAGAGUUCACAAUGGUCUAA